GGUCGCGGUCGGUCGCGAGUGCGGGGCGUGCACGAUGCGAGCGCUGCUGCGCACCGGGCUGGCCCUGGCGGUGGGCGCGGGGCUGGGCGCGGGCGCGGAGGGCUGGCGGCGGCGGCGAAGACAUGAGCGUGAGCAGGAGCGUCCCGGGUCCGAGCCGGGGCUGCUGCAGCGGCUGCCCGUGCUGCCCGUGGCGGCGGCCUCCGUGCCCGGCCUGCCCGGGGCCCCGGGCGAGCUGGCGCUGGCCAAGUACGGGCUGCCCGGGCUGGCGCAGCUCAAGAGCCGCGCGUCGUACGUGCUGAGCUACGACCCGCGGACCCGCGGCGCGCUCUGGGUGCUGGAGCAGCUGCGGCCUGAGCGGCUCCGCGGCGACGGCGACCGGCGCGCCUGCGACUUCCGCGAGGACGACUCGGUGCACGCCUACCACCGCGCCACCAACGCCGACUACCGCGGCAGCGGCUUCGACCGCGGGCACCUGGCCGCCGCCGCCAACCACCGCUGGAGCCAGAGCGCGCUGGACGACACCUUCUACCUGAGCAACGUGGCGCCCCAGGUGCCCCACCUCAACCAGAACGCCUGGAACAACCUGGAGAAGUACAGCCGCAGCCUGACCCGCAAUUAUGAGAAUGUCUAUGUGUGCACCGGGCCACUCUUCUUGCCCAGGACGGAGGCCGAUGGGAAGUCCUACGUGAAGUACCAGGUUAUCGGCAAGAACCACGUGGCGGUGCCCACACACUUCUUCAAGGUACUCAUCCUGGAGGCAGCAGGCGGGCAGAUCGAGCUCCGCUCCUAUGUGAUGCCCAACGCACCUGUGGACGAGACUACCCCGCUGGAGCGCUUCCUGGUGCCCAUCGAGAGCAUCGAGCGGGCAUCUGGGCUGCUCUUCGUGCCCAACAUCCUGGCACGGGCGGGUAGCGUGAAGGCCAUUACUGCAGGCUCCAAGUGAGGGCAGCACAGGGCUGGGCCAGGGGCCCUGGGACAUUAAAAGCGCCUGUUUCGGACCCA
Molecule: messenger RNA, 1002 nt
Organism: Suncus etruscus (white-toothed pygmy shrew)
Lineage: Eukaryota; Metazoa; Chordata; Mammalia; Eulipotyphla; Soricidae
Gene: ENDOG
Product: endonuclease G
Exons: 3
Coding region: 35-943 (302 amino acids)
Biological process (GO): apoptotic DNA fragmentation
Cellular component (GO): nucleus; mitochondrial inner membrane
Molecular function (GO): RNA endonuclease activity; single-stranded DNA endonuclease activity; nucleic acid binding
Source: RefSeq, a predicted model, not a curated record